CAACUACCUGCUCUUUCUUGUCGAUGACCAUGGCAAGGGUCCGUUGCUACCUCUGGCGCACUUUUGUUCUUAUAACUAUACCAUCUUUGCUGCAACCAUGCUCCAAUAUCGACCUUACCAUUAUCAGCUAGGGCUGCUGCUGCUUCUCUUGCUCGAAAAACACACUGUGAUACUAGCCACGACGUCCUCCUCGACCAACAACACGACGACACGGCACGAUUCUGCCUUGUACAAUCGUCUUCGAGGCUACUAUGCACUACAACAACAGCAAACACCACUACAUGUAGAACGCAUCAUUGACAAGGGCGCCAUAGCUCAAUUAACGGAAAAGGGCGUCGAUCCCUCUUCGGAUCAAUUCGUCUAUCAUCCUCCCGGACACGAAGCCAAUCACAAUGCGUAUCCAUUCUUUGGUCAUUGGUCGCAUGCCAUGUGCGGCGUCUCUAUUGUCCACGACGAUAUAGUCCUCACGGCGGCCCACUGUGGUCGCAAGGCGAUGGAACCCCAUUGGCGCAAGAGUAUGCGGUUCUUGAGCAAGUUUCGAAAAGAAGGUGGCAUUACCCGAGCAGUGGCGCACAUGGAACCGCAUCCCGACUUUUUUCAGCCGCAGCAAAUUUACGACUUUCAAUUGGUCAAGAUUCAAGCCAGUGCGUUGGUAGCUACCAAACAUGACGACAACAAGCAAGUGGGGGCACCCACGGGAGCCCAAAUUGUCAAACUCAACUACGAUUCCAACAAACCAAAACCGGCAGACGAAGUGCAAGCGGUGGGAUUCGGGACCGUUACUCCCGAUGGGAGUACUGGCAAUUCCCGCGUCUUGAUGGAUGUUACCCUGCAAGCAUUUUCCAAUGAACACUGCGAACGACAAUACGGUGGUCAAAAGAUCAAAGGAGAUGUCAUGAUUUGUAUUGGGAGUCUCGAUGGAUCCAAAGAUACCUGUCAGGGCGACAGCGGUGGUCCCAUGCUGGACAUUCACAAUGUACAGGUUGGUGUGGUGAGCUGGGGUGAGGGCUGCGCCGAGGCAGAUCAUGCUGGAUUGGCCAGUCGAGUGAGUGCCGUCACGGACUGGAUUGAACGAGAAAUCUGCCGACUCAGUGCCAUGCCUCCCAAAACAUGUAUCGAGCGCAACAUGCCCACUACCUGCUUUGACAAGCGAUUGCCUUCGGGAGACAGUGAAGAUGACAAGGGAACCUUUCAAAUGCGGGUCACGGUACAACACGACCAUUCUCCCAAGGAAACUUCCUGGAGUGUGACACAUAUCGAAAGUGCAACACUCUUGUAUUUUCAGCCAUUUGAAAGUGUCCCAGAACCAUUCGUUGACGUGUCGCAUGUCUUUCACAACCUUGUCGCGGGGACCUAUAAUUUUGCGAUUAGUGAUACCGAAAAGGAUGGUCUAUGCUGCGAGUUUGGACAAGGCAGCAUUGUGAUAACCAACCACGGGACUGAGCAGGUUUUGUGGGAGCAUAAUGGCAAGUUUGAAGAGUUCCUCGGAGUCACUAUCAAGCUCGAUGAGGCAGGCAAUGUAGUUUCGCUCGAGGAAGCUACCGAAUGGAUCAAUCCGAGUGUCCGUGUCAGCAAGGCCAAUGAGGACAAACUCGCAAAUGCAAAUGGCGAUGCAACACCAGGGAACAACGAAAAGCUGGAUGGAUAGUAGAAUCAUAGUAGUUUGUGAGGGGCACUGCCAGCCAUGGCUGUUACCGAGUUGCCAAAUUAUUGGUUGGGCCCAUAACUAUAGCCACUUUCCGGUAGACUACUCCGUAGCUAGCUAGUAUCCAGGUUGAGCGAAUUGUCGCCAGCAGCCAAGUCCAAUACCCCACACUGAAAGCUAUGGAGUACCACAGCAGUAUUCGGGGUCGUCCAAGCAAAGACGGCUGCUAGCUAGACCGAGUGGGUGCAAAGCCAGCUGCGCAGGGAGGACACGGUGUGUUCUGGGUUUGCACCAGUGAUACUGUGACCAAGCCAGCAUCUGGCUGGGGGUUGUAUCGUCAAUAACUGUGGCCAGUAGCCUACUUGUCGCUUUCUUUUUUCAAGAAGAGUGGGAGAUCAGUCGUUCCAGCAUGCUUUGAAGUUUGAAGCCUCCUUGUAAAUAGGACUUGAUGCACGCUUCUUCCUAUAAUCUACUCAAGAGUUAAUAGCUAGACUAUCCACCUAUCUAUCUAGCCGUCCACUACUAGCUAUCCGCUGGCUACUGGAGUAGAAAGAAGCGAGAAUCUUCAAUAAUCCAUGGCUAGCUAGAGUACUGAACUGUUUUGCAAUCGCUCUUUGACGAAGCCGCCGAAUACUACUGUGGGUUUGUAGGUGCCUGAACCCCGACAGCUACCUGGUAGCAGUACAUGCAACUCCGCAACUCGCAUAAUAAAAACGACGUCCAUUGUUCAACAGUCAAGCAAGACGAUAUCAAAGGUACAGUACUAGUCACCCGAACCUACUUGCUUUUGACCACUGGCUAGCUAGCUACUUCGGUCCGAUCCAGCAACCCAGAGCCAUCGAAGGUCAAUGGAACUGGAGGGCAACCGAGCUACAGUGAGAUUGCAGAGGUAGAGAGAGUCC
Molecule: messenger RNA, 2547 nt
Organism: Seminavis robusta
Lineage: Eukaryota; Bacillariophyta; Bacillariophyceae; Naviculales; Naviculaceae
Source: the annotation of a GenBank genome assembly